This is a messenger RNA of Saccostrea cuccullata (small rock oyster), 1324 nucleotides long. Its product is annotated as serine/arginine repetitive matrix protein 1-like. Bases 1 to 1107 code for a protein of 368 amino acids. Lineage: Eukaryota; Metazoa; Mollusca; Bivalvia; Ostreida; Ostreidae. The record is from RefSeq and is a predicted model, not a curated record. The transcript has 15 exons.
AUGCCCCCAUUUAACUACAAUGAAGGCAAGAAGACUGAUGACCAAGACUCGUCAGGAACCAGAGGUUCACGGCUCCUGGUGCCUGACAAGGGACUGGUCUCUUCUGGACCCCAGAAACAGGUGGCACCAGAGCCCAGACAGACAUGUGAUAACCCAGAUGGGACCACACCAGGAGGAAGUAACUCGCCUGACCAGGCUGUACCCAAGAAGAGACGGUGGCGUCCAUAUAACAGAGUGUGGAGACGCGACCAGAAAUGGACCAGAGAGGGACUGACGUACCCUCAGAAGCCACCAGUAUCACAGAAGUCAGCUGAGCCAGGCGAGGUUUCGUCGGAGACCAGAUCACCACCAACUCUGGUGUCUGACAAGGUCGUUCCUAACAAGAAGAAGAGACACUGGACAUACAACCGUGUGUGGCAAAAAGACAAGAAGUGGAUACGAGAGGAGCAGACCCAGCAGCAGGCAGUGCCACCUCCUACCCCGGUACACAGGGACCACCCCACAAAGACACCACCGGUCCCAGUACCCAAACAGCAUGAGCCACCCCCGUUUCUGAAGAAGUACUGGAGGAGAAACAGAGUAUGGAGGAGGGACAUGGUGUGGGUGAGAAAGCCCACACCAGAGCCAGAGACUCAUGCUGUCGAUGAAGCUCAAGAUCCCACUUUGGUACCCUCUUCCCAGGAGACUGUAUCCUCUUCCACUGACUCUAAGGGACAGGAGACUGUUACUGCUGGAUCCUCUUCAGCCACUGAUGUCCCCCUUGAUGAUGGAGCACCCUCCCCACCUGCGGCUUCUGAUGUUCCUCCCCUCCCUCCCUCUGAUGAGCUAAAGACCAUCACUGUCAGGCUGACUGAUGGCAUACAGAGUGAGGACCAGACAGAUGGGGACAGUCGCGGUGGUGCUAGCCAGAAGACCAGUGACCUGCGUUCUCCCUCUCCAUGCUGCACAGAGAAAAAGCAGACAGGGGUUGAGAACCAGUCCACCCGGAAGCGGAAGAGGCCCAGUGGUACUUGUGUUCCCUCAAAGAGACAAAAGACUGCUUUGUUUUCACCGAUGGAGAUUGAGAUGCAAUCCCUGGAGCAGAUGUUCGCGGCCUGGACCUUAUGAGCUGGGCGCCGGUGUAGGAACUUUUACCUGUGUGACUGUAUGUCUGAUGUAAGAUGUUUGGGUUGGGAUUUUACUUUUUCUGGGUUUAUAGAUCGUCACACAGGUAAGUGCUGCUAUACCUUUGUAUAUAUUUGUACAUAGUUCACAUUUUAUCACUGUAAAUAGUUCAGAUUAUAGUUUUGCUUACCGGUAACCUUAUUUUUUUUCCCAGAUUAAU